AAUUCACCACGCGCGAUCCUGCGCUCGCUGUCUGUGGUGCUGAAGCGGCGCGUGCUGGGGACUGGAGCACAAACAUACAAUCGAGGCGUUCUUUAUGCACAGCAAGCUGCUCCAGUUCUCUCCGAGAAAAUAGACAUUCACAUCGGAACAGCAUGGCCCGGUCCAGUCGCACCCACUGAGAGAGAUGGAAGCCAAGCAGCACUCCCUAAAGAGCCUGAAGAGCUACCCUGAGGCGGGGGGCCGGAGCCUGGCGGCGGCCGCGGGAGACGUCGGUGUUGGAGGUGGUGGAGGAGGGUGUCGUGCCGGCUCGGCACAAAUGGAGAUGGAGGCAAACAUACAGAAAGCCAUUGACUUCAAGGUGGAGGGCCACCGUUGCUACAAGGAGAAGAAAUUUCGGGAAGCGAUAGGGAAGUACCACCGGGCUCUGCUGCAGCUGAAAGGGGUGCAUUUAGUGGAUGGAACCACGGGCUCCGAGGUCAACCUCCUGAGCCAAGCCGCGGUCAAACUGACGGAGGAGCAGCGGAGAACUGUGGAGAUCACGGAGAUCGAAUGCUACGACAGCCUGACAGCGUGCCUGUUGCAGUCCGAGCUGGUGAACUAUGAGCGUGUGAAGGAGUACUGCCUGAAGGUGCUGAGUCACCAGAGGGACCACUUCAAGGCCAUGUACCGCGCUGGCAUCGCCUGCUACCACCUGGGCGACUACGACUGUGCCCUGCGCUACCUGCGUGACGCCAAGCACCGCGAGCCCUCAGACACAAACGUGCUGCGAUACAUCCAGUUGACGGAGAUGAAGAUGAGUCGGGAGGGCCAGCGGGAGCGAGAGAGCAGCAAAGAGGCCCUGGGCUAACCUUUGACCUUUUGGCCCCUGUCACUAUGGCCUAUUCUAUGACCCAUCCUACAUCUCCUCUCUGACCUCCUCUCCUCCUUUAUCGAGCCCAGUCUCAUUGAUGACUUGCCCCAGUGAUGCGCUGCAACCAUGUAAAAGAACAGGGCAGAAAAAGCCCUGUCUCUCCCCCUCUCUUCUCCUCCUUGUCUUCCCUUCUUCCCCCAGGUGCUGUUGUUCUGUACCCAAGAUGCCGACUGCCAAGCCAACAAAGAAAAAACAAAGCAAAGGGAAAUUCUGUACUAAUUCUCAUACAAAACAGUCACGGUUGUCUGAAUGGAGAAAAAAAAGCGUUAAAAAAAUAUAUAUGAACAAAGAACGUUGCGUAAUUUAGUAGAAGUGUAAUUUUAAACAACAAAA
Molecule: messenger RNA, 1243 nt
Organism: Oncorhynchus masou masou (cherry salmon)
Lineage: Eukaryota; Metazoa; Chordata; Actinopteri; Salmoniformes; Salmonidae
Gene: ttc9b
Product: tetratricopeptide repeat domain 9B
Exons: 4
Coding region: 185-847 (220 amino acids)
Molecular function (GO): protein binding
Source: RefSeq, a predicted model, not a curated record